UAAUCACUAAGUCUGAAGUCAAAUCAUGAUGAAAAUUACAAAAAAAUAAAAAUAUUUUAUAUUGUUUAUCAGUUUAAAUCUUAUUAUUAUUUCGCAUUCUAUUCAUGUAUCUGGUAUUUUCGUUAUCUCAUUUAUGCAAUUGUUUAUUUUGUGAUAAGUGAUAACAGUCUAUAUGGACAGAUUUAUAAUAUUGUAUGAUGUAUCAGCUCACCACAUCAGCUCACUAUCAACUCUGAACUCAUCACCUAUAUAUCUCGAUUGCCGUGCAUUUAUUAUAUUUUGUAGAAAUAGGUGCAAGUAAGCUUUCGUUAUUGUUUUAUGUGAUAUAAAUCUAAUGUACAUUAGUGUAAGUACCUACCUUCAAAGUACAAACUGUUUCAAAUAACUUGAAGUUUGGACAUCAAAACAUAAAUCAUGGCAUCUACUCAAACAGAACUCAAGAGUAUUGAUGAGCUAAUAAAUAGGUCUCUCUCAGGCGAAGAUUUAAAAGAAUAUAAUAGAAUUCAUUAUGGAAGAGUAGAUAAUCUAUUACUGGAACUUAAAAAGGAAAGUAAUAAAAAUUCAGAACAAAAUAAUUUCGAAGUUGCAGCAUAUGAUUUUCCCGCGCGUAAAGAAGAAACAAGAACUCCCCGUAUUGUUAGAGUAGGUGUAAUACAGCAUUCAAUUGCAAUUUCUACAAGUCAACCUUUAAAUGAACAGAGACAAGCCAUAUUCAAUAAAAUUUCCAAACUAAUUGAUACAGCUGGUGAUGAAAAUGUCAAUGUUUUAUGUUUACAAGAAGCUUGGAGUAUGCCUUUUGCUUUCUGCACCAGGGAGAAAACUCCAUGGUGUGAAUUUUCAGAAAGCGUUACAGAUGGACCUAGCACCCUGUUCCUCAAAAAGUAUGCUGCUAAGUAUGGUAUGGUGAUUAUUUCACCAAUUUUAGAACGAGAUGAACUACGCGGCGAUCUUAUUUGGAACACAGCAGUUGUGAUAAACGAAAAGGGUGCUGUCAUUGGUAGCCACAGAAAGAAUCACAUACCAAGAGUGGGAGAUUUUAAUGAAUCUACAUAUUAUUUUGAAGGCAACACAGGUCACCCUGUUUUUGAAACUAAGUUUGGCAAAAUAGCAAUUAACAUUUGUUAUGGACGUCAUCACCCUUUGAACUGGUUGAUGUUUGGGAUUAAUGGUGCUGAAAUAGUUUUCAAUCCAUCGGCAACUGUAGCUGGCCUGAGUGAACACCUAUGGGCUGUUGAAGCAAGAAAUGCUGCUAUAGCAAACAGCUACUUUACAUGUGCAAUAAAUCGGGUUGGAACAGAAGUGUUUCCCAAUGAGUUCACAUCAGGAGAUGGGAAACCAGCACACCGUGAUUUUGGCCAUUUCUAUGGGUCCAGUUAUAUCACAGCUCCCGACGGUACUAGGACACCAAGUCUGUCAAGAACCAAAGAUGGUUUGCUGAUUGCCCAAAUUGAUUUGAAUAUGUGUAGACAGAUCAAGGAUAAAUGGGGUUUUACAAUGACUCAGCGGCUUGAUCUGUAUGCCAACAGCUUAAACAAAUAUGUGAAAGGAGAGCAAGGACCUCAACUUGUUAGAGAUAAUAAUUAAGGAUGUUAUUAAUUAUUGUUCUUCUUACUAUAAUAGACAGAUCAAAUUUGUCUUUAUUUUUGUUAUAUAAUUAAAAGAUACUUUAAUAUUUUUUUACAUAAGUGUAAAAUAUUGCACAAUUUAUUUAUGUCACUUUUUAUAAUCAUGCUUUUGGGGUAACUUAAGUUGUAAUACUAUUGUAUGUUUUAGAAUUUUAUUUUUAUUACACAAAUUAUACAAUAUA
Molecule: messenger RNA, 1807 nt
Organism: Colias croceus (clouded yellow)
Lineage: Eukaryota; Metazoa; Arthropoda; Insecta; Lepidoptera; Pieridae
Product: beta-ureidopropionase-like
Exons: 1
Coding region: 415-1584 (389 amino acids)
Molecular function (GO): beta-ureidopropionase activity
Source: RefSeq, a predicted model, not a curated record